Molecule: messenger RNA, 1913 nt
Organism: Malus domestica (apple)
Lineage: Eukaryota; Viridiplantae; Streptophyta; Magnoliopsida; Rosales; Rosaceae
Product: probable arabinosyltransferase ARAD1
Molecular function (GO): glycosyltransferase activity
Source: RefSeq, a predicted model, not a curated record
CAACCUGUCCCCCAGUACACAACCUGGCGCACGUUAGCAGAGCUCACCGAGUCCCCAAAACAACGGGUAUGAUGAGUAGUGAACUCCAAUCCAGCAAAGCCAACAAACCCUCCGCCCCUUCUUCCACCUCCCUCGAUGUCCUCCACCGCAAAACCCUAACCCAGUUCCUCUCAAUGGCGCGAAAAUCCUCGCUCCUCAAGCAAUCCCUCGCCACCAUCGUCGGUGUCCUCGUCUUAUACGCCUUCCUCAACACCUUCCUCACUCCCGCCGCCACUUCCAAGCUCGAGAACGCCUUCCCCUCCUUCUCCUCCGUCGCGUCCAAUUCGAUCUCCUCCGACGUGUUUGCUACCGUGGAAAAUCAGCUUAAUUUACCCGGAAAGCCCGUUAAAGUGUACCUCUACGAUCUCCCUAAGCGGUUCACUUACGGAGUUAUCGAGCAUCAUUCGCUGGCUCGCGGUGGCCGGCCCGACGACGACGUUUCGAAGCUCAAGUACCCGGGUCACCAGCACAUGGGUGAGUGGUACCUGUUCCAGGACCUGCUCAAACCCGAAUCGGAACGGGUCGGUUCGCCCGUUGAGAGGGCAUUGGAUCCCGAAGAGGCAGACUUGUUCUACGUGCCGUUCUUCUCGUCAUUGAGCCUGAUUGUUAACCCGGCGCGACCGGCUUCCGGGUCGGAGAAGCCGUUGUACAGCGACGAGGAGAAUCAGGUGGCCUUGAUUGAGUGGCUGGAAUCGCAGGAGUACUGGAAGAGGAACAAUGGCCGAGACCAUGUGAUCAUGGCUUCGGACCCCAAUGCUCUGUACAAAGUGAUUAACAAAGUCAAAAAUUGUGUACUGCUUGUUUGCGAUUUUGGGCGGUUGAAGGAGGACCAAGGAUCGCUUGUGAAGGACGUGAUCGUGCCUUACUCUCACCGCAUCAACACUUACACGGGCGACAUCAGCGUCGAGAAUAGGAACGCCCUAUUGUUCUUCAUGGGAAACCGCUUUCGAAAAGACGGCGGAAAGAUACGUGAUUUACUUUUCCAAUUACUUGAAAAUGAAGAGGAUGUUAUAGUAAAGCAUGGAACCCAAUCCAGAGAGAGUCGACGGGCUGCUACACAUGGGAUGCAUACGUCGAAGUUCUGUUUGAAUCCGGCUGGUGAUACUCCAUCAGCCUGUCGACUUUUUGAUUCUAUAGUUAGUUUGUGUGUGCCUGUGAUAAUCAGUGAUAGCAUUGAGCUUCCAUUCGAAGAUGUUAUAGACUACAGAAAGAUAGCAAUAUUUGUAGAAUCCAAUGCAGCUUUAAAGCCAGGAUUCUUAGUCUCAAUGCUGAGAGGAAUCCCCACUGAGAGAAUUCUGGAGUACCAGACAGAGCUAAACGAGGUGAAGCAUUAUUUUCAAUAUGGAGAACCAAAUGGAACAGUGAAUGAAAUCUGGCGCCAGAUCGCACAGAAGCUCCCCUUUAUCAAAUUGACAAUCAACCGCGAAAGGCGACUUGUCAAGAGGGAUUCAAAUGUGCUAGACUGCUCUUGUCUCUGCUCAAACCAGACCGGGAUUAUAACUAGCCUAUGAUGCCACUUUCAUCGAUGAGAGAGAACUCUCUCUGUCAGUCAUAUGGAUCUUCAUAUAUAGAUCAGAAAGCCUUGGAUCGACCAUUAGCCAUUAAUGAUUCGCUUAUGCAUCUUCGGAAGAGUGAUGAGCAGUCGCUACUUUGUUCUAAGCUGCAGCUUUAUGCGGGUUAUAGCAAGGCUGAAUGACACACGCGGUUCUUUCUUUCACAGAUGGGGGUUUUCGAUACCGGAACCUUGUACAAUUUGUUGUACUUGCAGAUACUGUUGUGGUCAUGAAGAAACAGCGGCUGGAAAUUAAAUUAAAUUACUUGUAACUUGUAAUUCAUUUGUACAUUGGUAGAUAAUAAAAAUCAUGUUUGUUUCA